Molecule: messenger RNA, 709 nt
Organism: Hylaeus anthracinus
Lineage: Eukaryota; Metazoa; Arthropoda; Insecta; Hymenoptera; Colletidae
Gene: Thor
Product: eukaryotic translation initiation factor 4E-binding protein
Exons: 4
Coding region: 177-524 (115 amino acids)
Biological process (GO): negative regulation of translational initiation
Cellular component (GO): cytoplasm
Molecular function (GO): eukaryotic initiation factor 4E binding
Source: RefSeq, a predicted model, not a curated record
GAUUAAAAUUCAUAAAUAUGUAAUAUUUAGAGACCAUUUAGUCAUCCCUAUGUAUAUUUCAAUAUUCAUGGCGGCGCUAUAAACGUGGCUUCUACUAACUUAUAACACGUGAGAUUGUGUCCCUGGAUAUGACUUCGUGACUUGCCGAGUUGAGUUGAGAAACAGAAAGAUCAAGCAUGUCUGCAUCACCAAUUGCAAGGCAAGCUACUCAAAGCCAAAGUAUACCUUUGAAGAAAAUUGUGUUCAAUGAUCCCAGUCAGUUACCCGCUGAUUAUUCAUCCACUCCUGGUGGAACUCUUUUUUCGACUACACCUGGAGGUACCCGCAUAGUUUAUGAACGUGAUUUCUUGAUGAAUUUACAAAAUUCUCCUAUAUCUCGAACACCACCUCAAAAUAUAUCAUCUAUACCCACGGAAAUAUUGAAGAAUUCAUCUGCAGUUAGUACAACACCUGCAAAAACUCACAUUAAUAGAGAUACUUCAAUAAUUGAGGAAUCUGCGGAACAGUUUGAGAUGGAUAUGUAAAAUAAUCUGUAAUUACAAUGUGUUUGCAUUGCAACAGCCAUUUAUAUGAAUAGUAAUAAUCGGUGCAUCACAGGAAAACGUAUUAGUAAUGUAUCUUUUUGUAUAAAUAUAUCAUUGGAGAUCUUAGUGAUAUAAGUCUUUGUACAAUUUCAUUUGGAAAUAUUAAAUAUAAUGAAAUAAUUGUA